Hippopotamus amphibius kiboko is the source of this 4847-nucleotide messenger RNA. RefSeq names its product mesothelin-like protein. Gene Ontology annotation, biological process: cell-matrix adhesion. Gene Ontology annotation, cellular component: cell surface. The transcript is spliced from 16 exons. NCBI's taxonomy places the organism in Eukaryota, Metazoa, Chordata, Mammalia, Artiodactyla, Hippopotamidae. The record is from RefSeq and is a predicted model, not a curated record. The coding region runs from base 2486 to 4657 and encodes 723 amino acids.
CUGGGGACGUCAGCCAGUUGGGGCCUUGGGGAAACCCUGACUGCUGGUCUGCAGGGUGGGACCUGUUGGCUGGGGAGGGGCCUGGGGGAGAGCCGAAGGAAGGUGUGACCAGCCACAGAGCACUGACCUGGGCAUGAUGGCCUGGCUGGGGGCCUGUGGGUUGGGCCUGCAGAGCAAGUGAUAAGACAGAUGGGAAGACGGGUAGACUGGACAGACAGACAGGCAGUCACAGAGAGAGAGAAAGAAAGAUGGAAAGGCGGCAGGGGCCCACAGGUAGGAGCUGCCCCAGGCAUGCUCCAUGUAUAUUCCCUCCCCCAGCCUGGCUCCUCCCCCUGAAGAGCCCCGGCAGCCCCUCCGAAAGCCCCCAGGGCCAGAUCCCGACCUUGCUCCCUACAGGUAGGCUGCCUCCCCUGCUGGCCCCUGGGCUAAGGCCUCAGAGCCCAGACAUGGGGUCCACCCAGCCCAUCUGCCCCCCACAGCCUACUGUGGGGCAGCGACAGUGGUCACAAUCCAGGGGGCAUGACGUCGGCAGGUCAGGAGCACACCCAGGCACCCAGCCCUGCUCACUCUGUGUGGCGAGGGGCAAGCCGUCAGCCAGCAUGGGCCUCCGUCUCCUCGUGUGUACAGCAGGCAUUGCACUGUGCUGCUGGCGGGGGCCGGAUUCCACAAGCAGUACGGGGCAGAGCUGGGGACGGGUGUGCCGCUCUACAGCCCAGCACUUGCUCUGUUGCUGUGGUCGUUUGUCCAGUCGGGGCCUGGGGCUGCCCUGGAGGCUGAGCCCAAAUGGGGCAGCUAGCAUCUGGCCUCCUGCGCUCACUGGCCUGUAGGGAGUGUCCUCCAGCCUGGCCUGGGUCCUGGGUGGGUGGAGACCCCACCACCAAGUGACAUCCCUUCCCCACAGAUCUCGCAGCAUCCAGAGCCCCGGCAGGCCCUCAGCCAAAAUCAAGUGCUCAAGAGUUGAACGGCCAGCCUCAGGGGGUCAGUGCUAGAGCCCAGGGUGAGCCUGCCUGCCUCUGGUGGGACUCGCUCCCUGGACCCCACCCUCCUCCAGACCCUGGGGGUCACAGGCCUUACUGCCACACACCCUUCCCAGGCGGAGCUGAGCUGGCUCUCCUGGUGGCCAAGGGGUCCUUGGAGGCCCAUCCUGGGCCAGCUGGACGAGGACUCACUGGACAAUUUUCGGGGGAGAGGGGCUGUCACCACAGGCUCUGGGUGCCCUCCAGCUCUGGAUGCUGCAGUUGGACUCCCAUGGGGCCUGUCCAGGGGCUGAGGAGCGAUCCUCAGCUGGUCCCUCCAGCUGUCGGUCCCCCAGGGUCAGCACCUCUGCUUGUCUUCUGGGCUGGCUCAAUGGGCACGUGUGGCCCUUGAUGCAGGUGGCAGUCAUGCAAUGGCUGAACCCAUGCCGUGCAGGCUCAAGGCCCCAGAGUCCCCCUGGUCCUGCCAAGCAGGGGCACACGUGGUGAAAGCUGGGGCCAAGGGCCAGCUUGGGUACCUAGCCUGCCUCACGUCAGCUGGGGAAGAAGCAUCUGUGGGCACCUUCAUUGCCAGCCCUCCUGCAGCCGGACCUCCCCCUCUGCCUUGGAGACCUGCCCUGUGGAGCUGUCCCUGUCCUGGGCCCCAGGGGGCUGGGCACCAGGGCCACAUGUGUGGCAAGCACAGCUCUCUCAUUGAAACUGCCUGCAAAUGCUCCCCACCCCACAGUGCACACGUGUGGACCUGCAUGGGUGGCUCUGCUCCAGUACCCACAGAACAGAAACACGCCACUCAUGUCACUCAACCCAGGUGCCAUAGUGGGGCCACGUGUGCCUAAGAGCCCUGCAGGGAACACGUGCACCACACGUGCGUGCGGAUGUGUAUGCUCCCAGGUGCACACGGGCGUGCGUGUGUGCUCACCCACAGAUGCCAGCACACGCAUCAAGUGCAGGUGUGCACAUGUACAAACGCAGGUGCAACCCUCAGGGCAAGGUCAUGGCUGAGCCAGGCCCCCCAGGGGUGUGCGUGUGUGUGUGUGUGUGCUGGACAGCCGCCAAUCGUGAGCUAAGCCUCCUGCUCCCGUGGGGCUGAGGAGCAGGUGCCCGCUGUGCCUGGGGCCCCCAGGGGCUGACAAGGCAGCGUCAGCUGGUAUAGCCCCAGCCCCUCCCCUACGCGUCUGUCUGGCGGGCGAAGCUGCAGGAGUGGGUGGCCGGCAGGGCAAGGUGCUGAGUGAGGCAUGGAGAUGAGCGGAGACACUGGUGCCCCCACCCUGCCCCACCCCUGCACCCUGAGGCUCAGUUGCAGGGGCUGACGCAGAGCGGGCUAGGACCACUGGUGGCUGGAGUGCCUGGCACUACGUCUACAACGGCUUUGCAUCAAACAUCUGCUGCCUGGACCUGGAAGCAACCUCCCUCUAGGACAGACAGAGUUCUUAGUGCUCAGCUUGACCCGGCCCCACUGCUCGUGACCCCUCUGCCUUCCUGCCGGGACGACCAGUGGGCACCACACAGCCAUGGGCCCCAGAGCAGGUGCCCUGGUGAGCCCGGGUCUCACCCUCCUGGUGUCACUCACUGCCCACUGCUCUCACCCCCAGGCCGAGGGCACCUCUCAGGGAGGGCUGGAUGCCAGUAGGGCCAACCUGUGGGCCAGUGCCAACACCUCCCUCCUGCAAGGCUUCUGGUGCCAGCCAGCCAGCCAGCUGUCCCGGGACCAGCUUGCAGCUCUGAUCAGGAGGAUGGCGACGCAGCACGUCCUCCUCGGAGCCUGGCAGCUCAGCUGCCUGGCCAACCUGGUCUUCCAGCAAGGCCUCCAGGGCGACUUCGAGCUCCACCCCCCAGACCUGCUGCUCUUCUACGACCUGACGCAGGUGAGGGAAGCUGACUGCCGGGCCUUCAUCCGCCACGCCGCCCAGGGCGACACAGAGCUGCUGGCCAACCUGCCAGACCAGAGGGCUGCCCUGCGGCACAGGGCCCUGGCCUGCCUGGGAGGGCCACGCCCGAGCCUCAGCGCCUCCGAUCUACUGCUCCUUGGGGUCCUGGUGUGUGACAUGGACGCGUCCAGUAUCGUGGCUGCAGACCCCCAUGUGCUGCAGAACCUGCGGCGCUGUCCCCGGCUGACAGCCGCCCAGCAAGCUGCCCUCAACAGGCUGCUGGCCAGCAGCAGGACUGUGCUCGGGCCCCCUGGCUCCUGGAACCUGGAGGGGCUGCAGGCUCUGGGACCCCUGGCCACCUACAUCUGCCCUGGCCUGUGGAUGCAGGUUCAGGAGGGAGGAGGGAACAGGUGGCCCUGGUGGCCCUCCCCAGGGUGUGGACUCUCCAGGCCUGCCUGCCAGGCCGUGGGCCUGGACUUCUUCGGCAGCAUAGUGGCCGCGUGCCGGGCAGGGCAGCUCAGCCAGCGUGAUGCCAGGCGCUUCGUCACCGGCUUCCUCGAGGCCAAGGCCAAGUUGGUGUCCUCACGGCUCAAGCGGGACACAGGGAGACCCUGCAUCCGUGGCGACAUCACUGCGGCCAUGCUGCACGACAACCUCUUCCUGGUGCACUACGACUGCACUCAGCUCGAGUCCUGCCUGGGCAGCCGCGUGCUCAGGGCCAACCUAGACCCCCUGCUGCAGCACCCGCUGCCCGCCGAGUGCCAGCAAGUCAUCAAGGCCAAGCUGGCUCGGGUCUACCCAGGCGGCGUCCCCGAGGAGCAGCUGCGGCUCAUCCCCUCACUGGCCUACCUCUACUCCCGCAUGGAGAUUGGCCAGUGGCACAUCACAUCCAAGGACACAGUUGUGGCCCUGCUGGCCCCGGACGGGGCCCUGGAGAACCAGACCGAGGCCAUCCUGCAGAAGUUCCUGGACCACAAUGGCACAGUCACUGGUGCCCUGCUCGUGGCCAUUGGGGGCUCCCGCCUUUGUUGGAUGAGCCCCCGGCAGAUCCAGGCCAUCCAGCCCUCAGAGUUCCGGCUAGCCGGGGCCCUGGACAUCUCCUCCUGCCCGCAGAGCCGCAAGAACGUGCUCUACGACAAGGCCCGAGAGGCCUUUGUCAGCGUCAGGACCACGGACGCCUACUAUCGCUUCAUGCGCCCCUACCUCGGCGGCGCCCCAGUGGAGGAGCUGCGGCACCUGGCCCAGGCUAACGUCUCCAUGGACAUCGAUACUUUCACCAACCUGAACCCCCGAGUGCUGCAGAGCCUGAGCGUGGGCCACGUGACAACGCUGCUGGGCCAGAACGUGGGGGACCUGCAGAAGGCUCGCAGCCACCCCACCAUCAGCUCCUGGCUCCGCAGCCUUAACCGGUCGGCCCUGGGCGAGCUAGGCCUGGACACGGACCCCACCGGUCCCACCGGCCCCGCCCACUUGACCACUGGGACCCCCAGCACAACCCCCUGGACGCCACAUCUAGCCCCCACCUCAGACCAGCCUGGGAGCGCAGCCCCCAGCUCGGGCAGCCCACCAGCUCACCUGAGGUACUGGCCACUUGCUGUGGCCCUGCCCUUGGGCCUCCUGUGUCUGCUGCUGUAUUGGGGCACCCCGGGGCCCAGCUGGGACCACUCACGGGGCACCUGCACCAUGGCCUCCAAAGACAGUGCUACCCCAGCACCACAUGCAGGAAAACCGGGGCUGGUAGGUGGAGCUGGAUGCCUGCCUAGACUGAGAUGCAGGCCCUGGGCCCAGGGGAUCCGGCCACUUCCCACAUCCUAGGGGCCUGCAGGGCAGUCCCUGCCCACACCCAGCUCCCAGGACCUGGAGCCAGACUGCGGACCUGGGUCUGGGCUCACUGCCCCAGCCAGUGGGGGAGACGCUGCCCCUGCCCUCUGGCUUCUUCCAGGUGAAGAGCUGCAGCUGGGGAAGGGUUUUCCUGGACUGACUUCACCGAUUGACUUGAAUAAAG